Messenger RNA from Triplophysa dalaica, 4657 nucleotides. RefSeq names its product aldehyde dehydrogenase 3 family, member A1 (gene aldh3a1). Gene Ontology annotation, biological process: aldehyde metabolic process. The transcript has 10 exons. Gene Ontology annotation, cellular component: cytoplasm. NCBI's taxonomy places the organism in Eukaryota, Metazoa, Chordata, Actinopteri, Cypriniformes, Nemacheilidae. Bases 107 to 1576 code for a protein of 489 amino acids. The record is from RefSeq and is a predicted model, not a curated record. Gene Ontology annotation, molecular function: aldehyde dehydrogenase (NAD+) activity.
CGCCGCCCUCUGAUGAGCACAAUAAAUGCAGCCGUCGUGUUGUGUGGUCCGCAUCCGCAACGUUACAUUCAACACGGACUCGUGACCGUAAGCGAACUCCAAAAAGAUGGAAAGGCAGGUAGUGGAUAAGGCGAGAGAAGCCUUCCAGUCGGGCAAGUCUAGAUCCCUGCCGUACAGAAAACAACAGCUGAGAGCUCUGCACCGACUCAUCACUGAACACCAAGCUGACAUCGCACAAGCUCUCAAACAAGACAUCAACAAGAGUGUGCAUGACACUACACUAUUUGAGCUUAUCGGCCUUGAGAAUGACAUCAAGUUGGCAGAGAGUAAUCUGGCUGAUUGGGCGGCUCCUUGGCCUGCGAGGAAGAACCUCGGCUCUGCGAACGAUGACGUUUACAUAAAACCUGAACCUUUGGGGGUAGUGUUAAUAAUUGGUGCCUGGAAUUAUCCAUGGGCUUUGACCCUGCAGCCCCUAGUUGGAGCCAUUGCAGCUGGCAAUGCAGCGGUGGUGAAGCCGUCAGAGCUGAGCGAGCACUCUGCCAGACUUCUGAAAGAGCUUCUUCCUCAGUAUCUUGAUGAAGAGAUGUAUCCAGUGGUGACAGGAGGUGUUCCAGAGACCCAGGAGCUGUUGAAGCAGCGUUUUGACCACAUCUUCUACACUGGCAACAGCACAGUGGGCAAACUUGUUUUGGAAGCAGCCGCUCCCCAUAUCACACCGGUUACUUUAGAACUGGGUGGAAAGAGCCCUUGUUAUAUCGAUAGGAACUGUGACAUUGCUGUGGCAUGCAGACGUAUUACUUGGGGCAAGUUUGCGAAUUGUGGCCAGACCUGCAUUGCACCUGAUUACAUUCUGUGUGAGGCAAGCAUCCAGGACAGGAUCAUUAAGGAGAUUGGAAACACAUUGCGGGAGUUCUACACUGAGGAUGCAAAAAACUCUCCAGAUUAUGGACGUAUCAUCAACACACGUCACUUUGAUAGAGUAAUGGCUUUGAAGGAGGGAUGUACAGUUGCUAUUGGAGGAGAGAGCGAUGGGUCACAGUGUUACAUAGCUCCUACAGUUCUACGUGAUGUUUUGCCCCAUUUCAAAAUCAUGCAGGAAGAAAUAUUUGGACCUUUGUUACCAAUAACCACUGUUGAUAAUCUGAGCGAAGCCAUACAUUUUAUCAACAAAAGGGAAAAACCAUUGGCGCUUUAUGUGUUUUCCUCUGAUAAAAAGGUGAUUAAACGCAUGUUAACAGAAACCACCAGUGGAGGAGUAACCGUCAAUGAUGUCAUGAUGCACUACACUCUUAAUUCAUUACCUUUUGGAGGUGUGGGAAACAGUGGAAUGGGGAGAUAUCAUGGAAAACAUACAUUCGACCAGUUGAGUCACCAUCGUGCCUGCCUUAUCAAGUCUUUUGCUAUGGAGGGUUUAAAUGAUGCACGCUAUCCCCCACUAACCGCAGCCCGAGUGCGAAGGGCCAAGAUUGUCCUGCAGAGUCGCUUUUGCCGUUGCAGUGGCAUGUGUGUGUGGGCGAUCAUCUCUACAAUAGUGUCCAUUGCUCUGCUCAUUGCAUUACUAGUUGUACUUCUGUAGUUAACAGAUUUUAUUACUUAAGAUGCAUUGUUGAAUACUUCCUUAUAAUUGGUUAACACACUUUCCUUUAGGAUGUUUCUUACAUUUUCCAAAAGUGCACGGCUGUGAAGUGCUUCCGACUGGUUUGCCACAUAACAUUUGUUUUGUAACUGCACUGUUAAACUAUUGAACAUUAGUCAUCCAAUGAGAACCGUUUAACUAAAGGGUCUGUUAAAAAAUGCAUACAAUAUAAUUUUCUGUCAUAAUUCAUCGACUUAAUAAGUAUUUCCCAACUGACUGCCUUUUGGAUGAAACUUUUCAUGACUCUAGAUUAGGUCUAACAAAGCACUAUUGUUCAUAGUCACUCCAAAGGAGACUCUCAUGUUAUGCAACAGCUGCCGCUGCUUAAAAUUCCUUGUAUAUUUGAAUCAUUCUUAUACAGUGACUGUAUUGUAGUUCAUGUACAGUACAUUUACAUGUGAGUUGAUUGUCACUUUCUUUAAUACACUAAAGACACACAGGAGUUUAAAGUGAUUUAAACCAUCUUAUAAAGGCUUCUGUAAAAAUAUAAAAAAAUUCAGUAGAACUGUUGAACAAAUAGAAAGGAUCACUUUGUUGACCUGGUGGUCUAGUGGGUUAAACCACUGAACUGGUAAAUCAAAGGUUGCUGGUUCGAUCCCAGCAGCCACCACCAGUGUGUCCUUGAGCAAGACACUUUACUCCAUGUUGCUCCAGGGGGAUUGUCCCUGUAAUAAGUGCACUGUAAGUCGCUUUGGAUAAAAGCGUCUGCCAAAUGACUAAAUGUUCUCAAUGUAAAUGUAAAUGUUGACCUAAUGAUCAGGGCCUGUAUUCUUAAAGCUUCUAAGAUUCCUCUAAUAAAGCACUUAGUUUAGCUUAAAAACUUCUACGUUAAAGUCUUACCUUAAAAGUGAAUCAGGAGGACCAAUCUGAGAGCAACUCUGAGCAAGGAAAAGACAAAAACUUUUAUCUUAGUGUGGAGGGGGGGCUGACCCCGGUGCUAUGUAUAUUGAAGACGGACUGGUUGGUUGGCCAAGAAGGAAAAAGCAGCUCUUUUAAGUAUAGGGUCGAAAUUGGGUUUGAAAUUGCACACGUAACUUUUUUCUGUUUUACCAUACUCGCCGCACACACAUUCUUUAUUUUUAUUUACCAUGCUGUUACUGUAAACAUAUUUGAUGCAAAGCUGCAUUUCUCAAGUUAAUAAAUAUCUUUACUUAGUAUUUAAUGGUAACUUACAUCACAUGACUGCAUUUGAAGUUAUAGCUGCACUCAGUUACAUUAUGCCAUUACUAUCUUCCCUGCUUAUAACCUUACUCUGUUGUUUGAUAUCAAUCACAAAAUUAGACCUCAAUAGUUUCAACAAAUGAAAUUUCCUAAAUCACAACCAAUAAGCUCUCCCUAUUUUCAUAAACAUUGAGUGCAGCUGUGACAUGUCAGAGUGGAUCCCGGCUGAGACUGGUAUCUCCCGAGUUUUUUUUUCUCCAUUUAUUUAUCGUUUGGGUUCCUCGCCAUGUUGAGUUGCUCACCGGGGGACUGCAUUCAUUAGAUAUUAUUUGUUUGUGUAUUAUAUAUAUGAACUCCCUGUCAUCGUAUCAUUCCUACACAUUAUUUCUGUGUUGUAAAGUCCAUGGUAUCUGCCUUUGUUCUGCCAUCUUGUUACUCUUAAGAGACCUCUUGAACUUUCUUAAAUAAUUUAGGAGCUGAGGCUUAGUCAUAACACUAAGGAAAAUUUAUGAAUCACUUCCCCUAAGCUUGCUCAAUACUACAACAAAAAAAGCAUAGAAACAGAACUGAAAUAGACAAGUCAGCAUGACAAUGCCAAACUAAUCAUUGGUUAAAGUUCAAUGUGCAAGUGCAAAAAGGUGCUUUCCAGGAUUAAUUUCUACACAAGGUUUUAAUGUGCUGCUGCAUUUCAAAAUAAGUUUCAGUUUUCUUCAGUUUCAUUGAAUGAUGAAAUGAGGAAAAUGCAAGGAAAGAAGUAAGGGCCAGACAUGUACUGAUUUUGUUUCAAGCCAAGUACCCCUUGCCCAGACCGCAACAUUCCAUUCCAUUUUCUACCGCUUAUCCGAACUACCUCGGGUCACGGGGAGCCUGCGCCUAGACCGCAACAUUUUGCAUUAAAAUUCAGUGAAAUGAGAGUCAGACAGUUAUUAUAUCUAAUCCCCCCAAGUAGGUUAAUUGCUUAUAAACAUUUCUGUAUGUAGCUUUACGCAACUAUGUAAAUAUCUUAAGUAUUAGGGAUAACAUUUAAAGGUAAAUCAGUGUUUUUCUGUCAGGAAAAGUUAAUUUUUAUCAUAAAAAAAUUAUAAAUAACAUUUAACCGCAACCUCUUCUUUAUUUCGAGCCCAGACACCGCUCCUGAUACCGUGUCUCAAAAAAGAACUCUUAUAAAUUUAAAUGCGUUUUAAUUUAUGAAUUAAUUUUUUAUGCAUAUUUUGUUGUCCUUCUUUCACAUACACUAUACACAUAUACUAUACAAAAAUACUAUUAUAAUAAUUUAUUGACUUAUUAAUUUUCAUUAUUUAUUCCAAAAUUUCAGUUUCUCUCACGUACCCCCUGCAGUACCCCUAUACCCCCAUUUGGGACCCACUGCCUUAGAGGCAUAAUAUUGGGGUGGGAGAGAACUAUCCUUUAAUAGUUAUAAGUUGUAAAGAUGUGGUUUCUGAACUUCUAUUUUGAUAGUUUAGCAAUAUGGCAACAUGUUAUUCCAGAUUGAACAGAUGGAGACGGAGCUUUUUCAAGUAGUAAAUUUCUAUGUAAGCACCAUUUUUUAUCUUUAUGCUAAAAAUAUAAACAGGUUUGCUUCAACUUUGCUUUAAAUACAUAAUUAGAUUUAAUAUAAAAAGUACUUUUGAUACUUAAGUACAAAAUGUAUCUGUUACUUUAAGACUACUUACUUUCACUUCUACCAUAGAAAUGUUCUGGCAAAAUAUUUGUACUUUUACUCAAGUAAUGCGUUUAGGUACUUUAUACAUCACUGCAUACUGGCCCUGAUGUUCACCAACAGUAUUUUAAAAACACAUUCCUUUAACCAUGAAAAUCCAACCUGUAUAACCUAUGUACAACCUAUAUAUACAAACAUGU